GACCUACGCGAUCACUUGUAGCAUGCGAAAGCCUGAUGCUGUCCAAGGCACGGCUCCUCGUUCUGCUCUUCGGCUGGUCCGACACGGCCGUGAUGCGCACGCAUUAAGCAGGUAUAUUAACAGCCAGCUACGCCCAUGUUUACCACGCACACAGGUACGUAUCGCAUACUCUGCGUGCGACCUUUGCGCCAGCGGGAGCGAGGCACGGGUCAGCAGGACGAUUGUAAGGAAGACCCGGGUUGUCGAUGGCCAGAGGAGGGGAAGGGGGGGGGGGGAGAAGACAGGGGAUGCGGUUCGUUAAUAAACCUGGAAUAAAUGAAUGCUCGCCUACCUGGUCUGUUCAUUAUGCCGGUUAGCUACCCAGGCGCUCCGGGUUGGCAGGCGAUAAUAGGAGGAAUAAUAUUGACUGAAAAUAAUAAACAAAACCGAGCCCUGCCGCCCCUCACCCACCUCUCUCGAGGCCGGGUCCAGUCAGAGCCCGCGACGCCGCUCUCCACCUGCCUAAUCGGGCACACACACUGUAUCGUACUACCGCGUCUGCGCCGUGCGCGUGGUCGGGUUUUUCUCUCUUCUUUUUUUUUUCUUCCUUGUCGGCCGUCGGAGAGGGUGGCAGGGGUAAGCAAGGGGGGGGGGAGGCAGUGCCUAUGUAAUAAUAAGUUCUGGCUUGGGAGGGAGGGGAGGGAUGCCUAUCCGUUGUAUAAGACACUCUCACGCAUGCCUCUCACUCGCUCACUCUCUCACACCUCCUCUCACAUGCGAAUGCCGCCGAGAUGCACGAGGAAGAGGAAGAUGGUGGGACGGACGAGGGCCGACCUAAACCAAAAGGGCGGCGGGCCUAACUUCUCCUCCGCCUUCUUCCUCCGUCCCGCUUCCUCUCAUAGGCUGGCCGCGAUGCCUCUCAGGUGCCUGAGGUGCCUCGGGCGUCGCUUAGUGGCUGGCGGCUCCGAGACUGGGUCGAUCGGAUCGUGGAGAAGGCCGUGGAGACACGACGCCACCAUCUCGUCUUUCUCAUCUGCUCAUUCGUCCGCCGGCUUUUAUCGGUUAGGCGGCAGCAGACCGAACUGCCGCACUCUGCAAUCGGGCUAUAAACCGCCAAAUGAAUUAAAGAUGCCAAGGAAGAAAGAAGUAAAUAAAUAGUGGAGCGUAGGUGUCUUGCUUUGCUCUUGGAUAAAUGCCCAGCGUCGGCGGUGGUUUCGUGUCGUCGACGGCCAGGCGUAUCUUGUCGAAGAGGGCUCCCGAUGAUAUAUAUACGAAAAGAAGGAG
Messenger RNA from Durotheca rogersii, 1263 nucleotides. RefSeq lists its product as uncharacterized. The coding region runs from base 316 to 1137 and encodes 273 amino acids. Lineage: Eukaryota; Fungi; Ascomycota; Sordariomycetes; Xylariales; Xylariaceae. The transcript has a single exon. The record is from RefSeq and is a predicted model, not a curated record.